CGACGACGACGGUGAUGAUGACUAUUCAUUACGCUGUGCACGGUUAGAGGACGGAUGGAAAUCGCGAUUCGAGACCGUAUAGGAAUAAAGGAAAGUUUUUCUCGCAUCCGAGAGUAUCGUAUCGUAACCCGCAGAAAAGUGUGUAAAGUCGCGAAAUCUUUCGUUUGCCCCACCGAACGCGAUCACCAAAGUUACGCGUAAGAACGAUUCCGAAUCUGUUGGCGUUCGGUGGUCUGCUCCCUUCGCUAAUGUUGAACAGGUCGACAACCGGUGUUGAGUGAAAAAGUGAACACAGGAGCUUGGCAGAAGGAACAUCUGGCUGUCCAGAAUACUGAAGGAAAAACAGUGUUUGGUGAAUGAUUGGAAGAACUACUGGAAGCUUCUUUCGGUGUUUGAGUCAUUGAACGGGGGGGCUAAUGGCAGUAAUGGCUUACUACGUUAAUGUUUUGAUAUAAAACUAGUGUUUUGUUGUCAGAAUAAAACCGUCAUCAUGGCAGCGAGAGAGUGGUGAUUCAACACGCAGUAACCUUCUAUUGGAUUGUGAAAUUUAGUGGGCUUUAUUCUGAUAAGUUAUCGGUACAAUAUUGAUAAACGACAGAACUAGUGUUUUUGAAUAAUUGAUUGGGGUUAGAUCAUCGAGAAAAUUGACUGUGAAUCGAUCGAUAUCCAGGAGUGGUGUUAUUUGCAAUUCCAUGUACUGCUGCACAUUACUUACCUGACGGUAAUUACCGGGUGAUACGGGCUGAAAGACACACGAGCAUUACUAAAGUCCCGUGAGGGAGGGGUAGAAGACGGACAAACAAAUAACCUCGCUGUGUGACGUAUCGAGUGGAUGUCAGUACCAGUGGAUGGAAGUAGAGACACGCAAAACCCAGCCUGUCCAGUGAGCUGCAGUAGAGCAGUAUCUCGAAUCCUCUCAGGUUGACCAUAAAAGUACUGCUGCUGCUGCGGGUUCCAAGUACGAGUCGUGAGGGCCUUGAUGAUGAAACACCGGAGAACGGUGUAACCAGCGAGACUAUGUGCAAAUACGGCGAAGAAAAUUGAGGACAGUAUGAAUUUACUGUUUAUAUCGAGUGGAUUGUGAUCGCAAACUUUUUUUUUCGCAAAAUCCAAAUAUCAAUGGUCAGCAAUUAAGUCAGUGCAAGUUGACUAUGGAAGUAAUUAUCAGAGACUGGCUGCAAGAGAGCCUUUAGCCUAGAUCUGAUGAAAGCUAGAAGCAACACUCACACCUGGUAGUGCUGUGCUGUGUAAUCAUGAAAAAGACUGAUUCAUACCCAUAGAGUGUAGCCCAAACGGACCACUUUUUGUGUUGUUUUUUUAUUCUUUCCCUAUUCAUACACAUCUCACACCCGUCGUUCUUCAAGUCAAUGAUCUCAGUGGCUUUGUUUGCGUUUGAAAAUUUGCGUUGUUUUUAAGAGAAAGAUAUCGUCUUUUUUGCGUUUGAUUCGGCCUAAAAUUAAAAAAAAAGGGGAAACAAUGAUCUCACACAAGAAAAACUACGUCGAACAGUUGUUACAUCUGGCGCUAACUCUCAGUCUUCUGAGGGUGGAUCCGGAGAAUUUUUUGGAUCUGCACUGGGAAACGCGCCUGGCCGGAACCGGUGUUGGUGGCUGGCAGCUAGAAUUACACGCUGCUCCGCUCACCGACCAAACCUACGUUAACCGGAAAGCUUUGCCAUCCAUAAUCGAGGACCUAGCCCGGUUUGACACGCAAUACAAUGUCCCGUUCAGGCACUUUGACCUGCAGGCUUAUCUGCUCAACAUCCAGAAUUCUAACUCUAGCAAUCAAACUACGGCGGCGCGAGCCUCCUCUCCGGUUCCGAUAGCAACUCAGGACACUCCUAAUUCGACGACAACCGUCAGCCUAGAUCCGUUGCUUCUGCCAAACUUUGAAAGUUUCGAUGCAGAGGAAAUUUUUCUCAGCUCGGAUCCAUUCGCCGAUAGUAAUUCAAUCCUGGAGCAGAACAUGGCAGAUCUGAACGAUUUUGGGGAGGCUCCAAUCAACACCUACGCACUGGAUAUGAUUCCAUUGAAAAAUGAACCCCCGGCUAUGUUUGAAGAUUUGCUGCGGUUACCCUUCGAGCCGGCAAAUUUUGCUGCUUUCCAUGAGCCUCAGCUCGAAACAGAGGACGAGGCCGGCAGUUCGCACGAGUGCUGUCAGGCAUGCGAUGCUCGUAAGAAGAAUGCUAUCCCGCGGGUGCUGGUCAAGGAGGAACAGUUAAGCGAACACGACGGUGAUGAUGAAGAGAACUGCAAGCAGUACGGCGCCCUCGGGGUACAGGUGAAACAGGAACCCGCUGAAGAUUUGUUGCCGAUCAAAAAAGAAGAACCUGACAACGAGGAUGAACAGAAAGUGCCGUUGACUGCUGAGCUUACCAGAGAGGAAAUGGAUCUGAUCGAGGUGCUUUGGAAGCAGGACGUAGAUUUGGGUUUCACCUUGACGGCUCCGACCGCAGUGGCAGCCGGAAGUGGUACAGCCAAGGGAGGCGCCAACAGCUCCGAUGAUCUGGAGAAACUCAAAGUGCUGUUGGAGAUCAAGGAUGGUGAAGAUAAGAGGAAAGAUGAUAAGCAGGAAGCUGAAGAAGAUCCAUGGGCUGGACUGUCGUACACAGUUGAUACCGAGACGGGUGAAUAUGUACUCAACGUCACGGACGUCGACAGUGAGGCCACGCUUCCACCGCCGCUAGCCGAUUUAUUCCUUGCCGAGGAACUCAACCUUCCGGAGCUGAUCAACGAUAGCAGUGAGGAAACCAACGAAGAGCGUGCAAAAACGAAGACAACCGCCGAAGAGGAAGAAGAGGAGUCCGAGGUCAAACGAAUUGAGCGGGAACUCGAAACAUCGGCUGAUGAACUGUGCCAAGGUGCUGCCGCCAGUACCAGUGGUUCAUGUGAUUCUAGUUUCGGUUCCUCUGCAGCUGACACCAGUAGCCUCGUAAGUGGUACAGACUCCUCGCUCAAGGAAUUGGGAACAUCAACGCCGGAAAAGGAUCAGGGUAUCUCCGUUGACGUCGAGUCGGACACAACCGCCGGCAGUGCAGCCGAUGAUCUAGAGAAUCUACUGUGCGAUAUGAUGAUCCAAACGUCAUCGGGGCACUUUCAGCAUCCCCGGCAGCCGAUGCAAAACUAUGGCCACGGGAUGCACGGCACCCUGCGACAGAGCGGUUACCAUCACCAUCACCACCACCAUCAUCAUCAGUCCCGUGUUCCGUUGAGCCGCGCAGUUUCGGUGGAACAGCGCUGGCAGGAUCUGGCCAACUUGCUCAGCUUUCCACCGGGCAUGGGUGUCGGCAUGGGAGUCGGCGAGAUGCCCCCGGCGCAUCCACAUCCGCACUAUCCGCCUCACUACUCCUACCAGUCCACCGGUGCCAUCCCGCAGCAUGGCCAGUACCAUACACAUGCGGCCGUUCUACAGAAUGCAUCGUUGGCGGAUAUCGGACCUACGCAGCCCCACUACGGUCCAAACCUGGGCUCGGCCGUUGCCACCAGCAUGCACCUAACGAACUCCACUUCGGAAACGGACGCGGGAGCUACCGGGUACAAGAUGGAUCACGAAAUGAUGUACUACUCGAACGCAUCAUCGGAAAUGAAUCACACCGAUGGGUUCCUCAACUCGAUUCUGGAUGACGAUCUUCAACUGAUGGACAUCGCAGUGAACGAAGGCAUGUACACCAUGCGCAUGCUGGAGCAUAAUACGAGUAGCAGCAAUUCGUCCGUGCUGGGCGGUGCCGUCGGCGGAGGCUCAGUGGUUGGUCUCAACAAUUCGACCCACUUGGGUGGGCUGAUGUCCAGUGCUGCUGUAGCUGCGUCGGCUGCAGCCGCAGCCGGUGCCAUGCAAACAUCUCUGGCCGGAUCGGCAAACGGUGGUGGUCAUGGUCCGAACGGAGCUACCACCGGAGGAACAACCUCCGGAGAUCGGCUGGACGCAUCCAGUGAUAGUGCCGUUUCUUCGAUGGGAUCGGAACGCGUCCCGUCGCUAUCCGACGGUGAGUGGGGUGACGGUGGAAGCGAUUCCGCACAGGAGUACCAUAACAAGUACGGAGGACCGUUCGACUACAGCUACAACAGCAGCAGUCGACUCGGCGAUGUAUCAAGACAACCCCCGGUAGCCCAGAAAAAACACCACAUGUUUGCCAAAAGAUACUUCCAGGAACAGAACACAACGAUUCCGGCGCUGGCGCCGUCGAAUAAUACCACACCGGCCACAGGCGUUGAUCAUCAAGCCCAAUUAAACGCCAGCAUACCGAUCAAGUACGAAUACGACUAUAUGACACCGACAUCGCUUAACCACUUGGAAGGUGCGGUCGGGCCGAUUACGAAACAGGAAGAUCAAACCAGUGCUCAUAAUCCGUUAUCCUCAGUGGAUAUGAAAUAUCCGUACUCGCUGGACUUUUCCCGUCAGAAUCCGUCCGCUGCUUCUGCAGCUCGAAGUCUUCAUCAUGACGUGAUUCAUCAUAACCACACCUACACAUUGCCGCAUAACAACGGUGCCAAUCCAAAGCCGCAGACGAGAGACAAACGGAUCCGCAAGAGCGAGGAGGAACAUCUGACUCGAGAUGAAAAGCGCGCCCGUAACCUUCAGAUCCCGAUUGCGGUGCAGGACAUCAUAAAUCUACCGAUGGACGAAUUCAACGAACGUCUGUCGAAGUACGAUCUGAACGAACAACAGCUUUCGCUAAUCCGAGACAUUCGGCGACGUGGUAAAAACAAGGUCGCUGCUCAAAACUGUCGCAAACGCAAACUGGACCAGAUCGUUUCACUAGCCGACGAAGUGAAGGAAAUGAAAAUGCGCAAGGAACGGUUGCUGCACGAUCAGGAUGUCGUCCUUUCGGAGCGAAAGAGAAUACGGGACAAAUUUGCUGCCCUGCACCGUCACGUGUUUCAGAACCUACGUGACAGCGAGGGUAACCUGUAUUCUCCGGAGCACUACAGUCUGCAGCAGAGUGCAGAUGGUUCGGUUGUGUUGGUGCCACGUAGAAUCGAUCGCCAACCGGAUCUAGCUGGAAGCAAUAGUCAUCACCAGCAGCAGCAGCAACAACAGCAGCAGUUAGGAAUGAAUUCAGUUUCAGCAGCCGCUGCUGCUGGUGGUGGUGGUGGGUUACAACAUUCGCACCAAAAUCUUCAUCACCACCACCCACACCAUCAUCAACAUCAUCCGCAACACCAUAGCAGCAGUCAGCACCACCAAAGCAAUGGAACACCAUCUAGCGGAAGCGCCAACAACACGAGCCAGCACCGUACAAAGGAGUGAGACCGGUUGCAACAAUACUACCAACGGUAUCCUUAUCACCAUCAGUGGCCACCGUUGUUUUACUAAUCCAUAGCGGGAUGCUCUGCUGAAUCUGUCUGAGAAACCCGUUCUAACUAAACACGAACCGAAGGGUCAAAUUGAAGCAGAAAACAGAGUAAAGUAGAUACAGACAGAAACACACACACACAACACAUCCACACACGAACGUACCUCAGGAAUUUAAGAACAUUUAAAGACCCUUGAAAACAUAGAACAUCCCCUGUCCUAGCUAGCGUUGAUUCGCCUUACGUGCUUACUGACAUGUGUUGCACUGCACCGAGAUACAGACGUUGUUGUACUAAAUCGAAAUGUGAAAGGAGCGAACCGUGUGUGUUAGUUAAGUAGGGACAUUUGAGGUCAUCUUUAUUUCUAUUCUACUUUCGUCUGAUUCCCUAGAAGAGAGUAGUACUACUAAGGAAAAAAAAAUCUAACCUAAUUUUGGUAGCGGGGCUCACUCACAAACUCAACUCACACACUCUCAGACGUUGAAGUUUUACUACAGCGUUACAAUCGAGCAAAACACAGAAGAACAAAAACAAAACCUGAAACAGAACAUCUUCGGAACAAUUCUGCAUGUCGGUGCGUCGUCCAGUUGGAUGCGCUCAUAUUGAGCGCGUUAAAUGUGGAUUAAUCCGCGCGGAAUACACCACUUAUUCAUGCGAACUUCUUCUACCCCCAUACACAGUUUCGGAUUCUACCUUGCGGUGUAAAGAGGUAGUGCAGAGAAAUUUCACACAUUCCCGAUUUGUUCAACAUUGUUUUGAUCAAAGUGAUUUAUAGAAUUAUUUCUUUUCUUUCGGUUAAGAUUUGUUGAAUUCUUGUGAAGUAAUGAAAUGUAUCAAAGGUAGGGAUUCAAAAUUCAGACAAAAACAAAAUUGAGAAACAAAAACCGAACAUCACAAUGUACUACUAAUCGAUCCAAUCUUGAAAGAGGAAAAAAAAUCGCUGAAAGUGUGAAUUGCAUGCAAUAUUACAGAGUUAGAUACACGCUUCCGAUUGGACAAAAGUCUACCCAGGAAAACCGCAUCAGCGGAAAAUCAAAAGGUACAAAUAGUACGAAAAAAUAUGUUUGUGAUGAAUAAUAUUAUUUAAUACUUAUUUUGUACAUAGUUCGUAGGAAUGACAAAACAAAAAACUAAAACACAAAAAAAAAUGAACACAUUCUGGAUUAAAGAUAAAGUGAUUGAAUUUAGCCAAAUCCAGAAUACAGUUGGCAAACAGUAAAGCUUCUUUUAGUGCGUAACAAUGAGGUGGAAAGAAAAAAGCAAGUCGUUUCUUCAAUAGACAGUAUAAACGUAUCUAAUUGAUAAUUAGCGUUAAUCUGGUAAGCCUCUAGGUAGAGUGGAGGGGGUAAACUACCCCGCCCCCGCUUUCUGGUUGCAUCGUUGUUUAGUUAUCAUUGGUUGGUAUUUUGUGCCUGGUUGAACUAAUCUUUCCGUUUUCUUCGUACAUUAAUACUCCUUUUCUCUUCUUCUUUGAACAAUAAUAACACCUGGAGAGCAGUGUGUUGUUUUUUUUUCUAAUUGAAAAUUUAACGAAUAACAAACAACGUGGAGGUAUGUAAUUUCUGGGUGAAUAUCUGAUAAAAACAAAACUAUUUGGAAUGAAAUUUGAAUACCGUUAACAUAAGUGCAUGUAAAAGCAAACAUGAAAAUGCAGCGAUACUUCUAAGGCAUUAUUAAGAUUGCUAUUGUUGUGUAAAUAUAUAUAUUAUACAGAAAUAAAAUCUAUGAAAAUCUAACAA
Messenger RNA from Malaya genurostris, 7030 nucleotides. It is a transcript of the gene cnc, whose product is annotated as segmentation protein cap'n'collar. Gene Ontology annotation, biological process: regulation of transcription by RNA polymerase II. Gene Ontology annotation, cellular component: nucleus. Gene Ontology annotation, molecular function: RNA polymerase II cis-regulatory region sequence-specific DNA binding; DNA-binding transcription factor activity, RNA polymerase II-specific. The transcript is spliced from 10 exons. NCBI's taxonomy places the organism in Eukaryota, Metazoa, Arthropoda, Insecta, Diptera, Culicidae. The record is from RefSeq and is a predicted model, not a curated record. Bases 1477 to 5247 code for a protein of 1256 amino acids.